This is a messenger RNA of Sebastes umbrosus (honeycomb rockfish), 1886 nucleotides long. RefSeq names its product harbinger transposase derived 1 (gene harbi1). The transcript has 7 exons. The record is from RefSeq and is a predicted model, not a curated record. Lineage: Eukaryota; Metazoa; Chordata; Actinopteri; Perciformes; Sebastidae. The coding region runs from base 54 to 1082 and encodes 342 amino acids.
GGAAGUGCGUCACAAGCUGCUUGUUUUGGUUGCAUGACUUCUCUAAAGCAAGCAUGGCAAUCCCUAUAGCCAUCUUGGACUGUGAUCUACUCUUACACGGUCGAGGCCACAAGACCCUGGACCGCUUUGACCUGGACUCUGUCCCAGACACUGUCCUCCUCUCACAAUUUGGCUUCCCCAGAGAGUUUAUUCUGUAUCUGGUGGAGUUACUCAGAGAGGCUCUCUGUAGACGUACCCAGAGGUCCAGGGCCAUCAGUCCUGAGGUCCAGGUGUUGGCUGCUUUGGGUUUCUACACAUCUGGCUCAUUCCAGACAUCUAUGGGAGACACUAUAGGCAUCAGCCAGGCGUCAAUGUCAAGAUGUGUGUCUAACGUGACCAAGGCCCUGGUGGAGAAAGCUCCCCAGUUCAUCACGUUCAACAGAGAUCCCUCCAGCACAGAGCAGUUUCAGAGGGUGGCAGGAUUCCCAGAAGUUCUGGGGGUGCUGGACUGUGUUCAGGUCACCAUCAAAGCCCCGAACAGCGAAGACUCGUCCUACGUGAACAAGAAGGGGUUUCACUCUGUGGGCUGUCAGCUGGUUUGUGACGCCAGAGGACUGUUGCUCAGCGCAGAAACACACUGGCCGGGAGGACUCAGAGACACCGAUGUUCUGGAAAGAUCUGCUCUCCACAAACAGCUGCUGGACACCGAGGAGGGCUGGCUGCUGGGUGACCGUCGUUACCCUCUGAGGAAGUGGUUGAUGACCCCGGUCGACUGCCCAGAGUCCCCUGCGGAGUUUCAGUAUAAUCUUGCCCACACUGCUACACAUGAGAUAGUGGACAGAACCUUCAGAGCCAUCCAGACCAGAUUCAGAUGUUUGGACGGCACCAAAGGAUACCUACAGUAUUCUCCAGAGAGGAGUUCGUCCAUCCUGCUGGCCUGCUGUGUCCUCCACAACGCCUCCCUGCAGUCCGGAUUAGACGCCUGGACCCUGGAGAGAACCGACCCCCUGGAGCAGCCCGAGAGCCUCGAGCAGAGACCCGAGGACCGCGACAGCCAGGCAGAGGAGCUCCGAAAGCAGCUCAUACUCAAACACUUCAGCUAAACAGCUGGUCGAGGUGGAAAAGACUAAAUCAAGACUGGGACCAAACAAAUGACAUAAAAGUUAAAGCAAGAAAGUCCACAGACGCAGUGGUGCUGAUGCAGAUUUUUUAUAUUUUGCUGGUUUCUACUCUACUGACUACACUAAGAUAACAUAGUUGUAUAUGGAGGAACAUGCAAGACGCUAUACAACAAACCAAGACAACAUAAUACCCAAACACAUUUCAAAUAACUGGAAAAUGCUUGAUUAUUCUCACUCAAACAUGGAAUAAUCGAGCACUCCCUGGUGUUUUACAGCUAUUCAAACUGUGUGCAGCUGCUGUUAUCAAGGUUUCUUUACAAGUGGAAAAACCCUCCCUUUAUUUUUUUUAAUCCCUCCCCACUUUACAUCUUCCUUCCCCCCAAAAAAUCCAAUGAUUUUCUCCAUUUUUUUUCCUUCUUUUCCCACGUGAUUCCACAGGUUAAAAUCUCGGACUAUGUCACAAUACAAAAACAAGGCCCUUAUUUACAACAACUGCACAUUAGGUUGUCAUUAUUUAUGUACACCGGUGCAUUAAGACUGUUGUGGGUGAGAAUGACGGGAUGUUGAUGUGCAACGGGCUGCAGUCACAUGAUGUUUUUUUGUGUACACACACACAAAAUGAAAUCGAUACAGAGAUGAAUAAGAAAAACGGGAAAUCUGUGCUACUUGUAAUGUCAAAAAAUAGGAUUUCUGAGUAUUUCAUAACCCAGAAUUGUAAUUAUUUCCUCUAGGAGUUGGACUGGGACAGUGAAAUGUCUGUUAUUAAAAGCUUUUAAUUUGAAGGAA